UAAGAUGUGUGACGCGGAUGUAUGCGUGGGCAUUCAUUUCCGGGAAACGGGUCAGCUACAUCUUUUGUCCGCACAUGCUUCCGGGGUUUGGACUUUUCUUACUUCACAAUUAGGCUCCUAUUACCCAACGCCAAGGUUGAUUACAGACCGAGACCUGGAGACAAGGGGAGGCACAACUGUCACUACCGCGGUUCUCAAUCCCAUCCGUCAUUAUUCAUAA
Messenger RNA from Penicillium nucicola, 220 nucleotides. RefSeq lists its product as uncharacterized. The record is from RefSeq and is a predicted model, not a curated record. Bases 5 to 220 code for a protein of 71 amino acids. The transcript has 2 exons. NCBI's taxonomy places the organism in Eukaryota, Fungi, Ascomycota, Eurotiomycetes, Eurotiales, Aspergillaceae.